Xiphophorus hellerii (green swordtail) is the source of this 9344-nucleotide messenger RNA. RefSeq names its product protein unc-13 homolog B-like. The transcript is spliced from 34 exons. Gene Ontology annotation, molecular function: syntaxin-1 binding; phospholipid binding; calcium ion binding. The record is from RefSeq and is a predicted model, not a curated record. NCBI's taxonomy places the organism in Eukaryota, Metazoa, Chordata, Actinopteri, Cyprinodontiformes, Poeciliidae. Gene Ontology annotation, cellular component: terminal bouton; presynaptic membrane; presynaptic active zone cytoplasmic component. Gene Ontology annotation, biological process: synaptic transmission, glutamatergic; dense core granule priming; presynaptic dense core vesicle exocytosis. Bases 624 to 7025 code for a protein of 2133 amino acids.
AGCGCUGGAGAUGUUGCGCUUCUGUCAGCUGUGCAACAAGCUGUGAUCAGUGGAGCUAAUAGGAGGAGGAGGAGGGAAAAAGAGUAAAAAUCAUUAAGCAGAUAGAGGAGGAUGAGAGAAAGAGGGAGCAACAGAGUGAAACAGCGAGAGAAAAAAGAGGAGGAGACGUUGUGGUUUGAGCUGGGUGGAAGAGACGCUGAGAGCCGCGAUCCAGAAACAGGAGCGUUGAGGACGUGCAGGGAAAGUCACGCCCGUCAACAUCCCAGACCUGGAAAACCCGGCAACUUUUCUUCUUUUUCUACAUCAACACUUGAUGCACAAAAGUCUCCGAAUUCAUUAUGAAUCUAAACGGAUUAUGGAUCAUCUUGAAGGCUUUUUUCCCCAACAUUUUUUAAGUAGAAGCGUUGUCGGUCUGUCGGCAUUGAUGUGGGAUUUUAGUGUUUUUAUGGAAGCUUGGAUCGUUGUGUGAAAGUUUGACUGAUUUCAGCUAUGGACUGCUGACAUUUGUUUCUUAGCUACUUGGAAACAUUUUAAUGUUGAACUAUGGUACUGCAAGAACUUUGACUACAUCUCCCACCAACAAUGUGGGAGACUAGGUGAAUAUAAUUUGCUUUCAUGAGAAAAUGUUCUCCAGAAAUCGCUUCAAUGGACACCAUGGAGCAGGAGUUUCUCCUAAAGGUGGGGCAAAAUCCAAAACUCACCCACCUAAAAAGAGAGCUCCAAAUCCCAAAGUAGCACUAGUUAUUCGUGGCAAAAUUCAUCGUCUUUUGCAAGGGUCUGCAGACCACCAUGCCCCCGAAUCCCAGCUCUAUUAUCCGGGCACUGAACAGGAGGAAGAAGAGGUGGAGGCACCUGACAGUCGAAAAGAGCUCCGAAGCAUGAAUCCGAAGGUUACUCCGAGGGCUGAAGCCUGCCCCCCAAAGGCUUCGAUCAUUAAACGACAUGCGGUGGUAUCAGGGCCACCAUGUGUGGGAGAAGUGGAGCUGAACAGAGAGGGUUGCAUAAGAAUACCUUGCACUUUACAACAUAAAAGCUCCAGAUGCCAAGGAAGUCAAAAACGGAUAUCCUUCGAGAGUGGACUCCGGGAACCUCCAGAGGACAUCCAACCAAUCCCACUUUACAGUCCAGUCAGCCCAGACAUCAAUGGGACAAAGUUUGCAUCAGGAACACGAGAAUUUACUUCCCCUUGCAUUCGGCCCAAAAGACCAUAUUCUGCUGGUGACUGUUUGGACUACAACUUCAACAGAGCUUUACCAAAUACACUUCUGGAAGAUGAUGAAGAUAAAGAAGAGACGUCAAGUGCCAUCAUUGACCAUAUUCUGAAGGAGCUAAGAGGCAUCAACAAGAUCCAAGAGGAAAUCUCAGACCUCAGGGAUUACCUGAGCUCAGUGCGGGGCUCAGUUGAGGAGGUAUCUUCAUGUGUAGAUGCUGUUUUAUUAGAAAUCGAAGGCAUUCGCUCUAGCAGCAAAGAUGGAUCAGCCACACGUAGACGGCCAGUCAGUGCUUAUGGUAGCUUAGGGAGCCCGGUAGCAAAGUCAGAUCUGGACUGUGUUCAGCCAGGUUAUGAGCACCACAGUAUACAUGGGGUCCGACUGCCAACAAGGCUAGAAGGGCCGAAGGUGUCCCAAAUUGUUUCAACAGCUGAUCAUCAGGAACUGGAGGAUGCUGACGAUACUUCUGAUCAUAGUUCAGAUAUACCAGAAGGUGCAACAGCAAGAAAUCUUAGCUUAAGCUUGCUUGACCAUGGAAAUUGCCAAGAUUUUCCAAGCACUAGCUCUUUGUCUUCUGGCCAUAGUUCAAAGUCUGAGUAUGACUUACCAGCGCAAUUAUCUAGUCUUGAAAGAAAGGAGCAAAGAGCUGGUGAUGAGAGAGAAUGGGCUAACACUAUACCCCCACACAGUGUUAGUAGGGAGUCUAAGUGGCAUAAAGAUAGCACUUACCUCAGGGCUGUAGAGGACAAUGCCAGAAAAAGUUCUCACUACUGUGAAGGAGCUGGACACUGGGGUCACUACAGAGGAGCAGGAGGAUAUGGUUCAUCAUCCACAGGAAUCUCAGAUCCUCUCUCUGUUAGCUCUAGAAAGCAUUACAACUCACCUGCCAGCACUUCAAGCAGGAAGGAACGGCAAUCACGGUUGAGACGGCCUCAAAGUCAGUCCAGGAGUCACGAUGCAGCUGCUAACAGCAUUGGAAGCUCAUCUAUUGGGCAUGAAUAUUCUACUGAUUUGUCCUACCCUCAAAGUUCAGGUUACCAUUCGAUUGAGGGGCAUGAUGGUGAAGCAGAGGAAUUCGAGUUUGAUCAAACAAAUGAGCUGACCUUUACAACAAACAGUGAAACCGAAGCCUAUUUAAGCUACGAAGAGAGUUCUGCUAUGACCUGGACAGAGGGUCUCUCAGGUGCCUCUGGAGACAGUGUUGUAAGACCUUACAGUAGUCGAAGCUGGGAAAACCGACUCUCUGAUCCCGGUUCUGCAGAUGUCCCAGCUGGAGGUUUAACCGUCAAACGCUUAGGGCGAGCUGUGCUUGAUUUCAGGUCUGCUUUGCGGGGUGCACUACGCAAACUUGAAGGACCUGUUGACGUAAAUUCUGGACAUUUUGAACUAUCAAUGCCUUCUGAUGAGUUGCCUUUAAAAAGAUCCUACGAGGAAUAUUUAGAACAAACUUCUUACCAAUUCCAUGAAGAUAUUACUUCUGCUCAUGCUUUUGAUGAUCUUUCCAAAAAUAGUACUAGUCAAACGUCUAAUAAUUUUUCAGUGGAGCCUUUAGAUGUGAAAACCAGCAAAAGCCUUGCACUGGAGCCCUUAAAGACUUCCCAAAGUUAUCCUUAUUGGAACAAGAGCCCACCAAGUUUUGAAGAACCAUCUGUGGAUCCUGACUCUUUAGUCAAAGGCCUUAUAGACCUACCUGGAGACAGCGUCGGUGAAAAGAUUUCAAAAGGCCCAGCAGAUGUUAGUGAUAAGGAUCAGCUUUCCCAGUACAUCACUGCAGAAUCCUUGCCAGCCUCAAUUCAGGCUGAUGAACCUGCAGCACUGGAGGAACCACUGCAGCCUGCAGCUGACAUUUCUGGAGGCUCAGAGGUCAAACCAGAGGGAGACGCAGCAGAGUCAUCAACAGAAGUUACCCAGAUUGAUGAACGCAAAUUGAAGUGUCUGAGGAGUUUUCAGCAGAUUCUACGGGAGAAGAGGGGGACCAGACGCAACCUUGUCAGUAUGACCAUGUCCACCUUCUCCCAGGAGGAAAUGGAACAAGAUGGAAGUCAAGAUGGAGAUCAGAGCCAAACGCAAGACGGUGACCCCAGCAAGCAGCCGUGGGCCAAACCAGGGGCGAACACACCAUUUGGCAUUGACAGCAUGCCAGACCUCCGCAAGAAGAGGCCUAUCCCUCUUGUUAGUGAACUGGCCAUGUCCAUGAUUCAUUCCAGGAAGGCCAGACUGAACUACGCUCUGGCCACUCGGACCUCCCUAAAAGAUGAAGAGCUCAAAAACCACGUCUACAAGAAAACUCUGCAGGCUCUGAUCUACCCCAUCUCCUGCACCACGCCACACAAUUUCGAGGUGUGGACCGCCACCACGCCUACCUACUGCUACGAGUGUGAAGGUCUGCUGUGGGGCAUCGCUCGGCAGGGUAUGCGCUGCGCAGAGUGUGGGGUCAAAGUUCAUGAGAAAUGCCAGGAGCUGCUGAACGCUGACUGCCUUCAAAGAGCAGCGGAGAAAAGUUCGAAGACGGGGGCAGAAGAUCGGACGCAGCACAUCAUCAUGGCUAUGAAGGACCGCAUGAAGAUCCGCGAGAGAAACAAGCCUGAGAUCUUUGAGGAGAUCCGGAAAGUGUUUGUCAUUUCUAAGAUGAUUCAUACUCAACACAUGAAGAGCAUCAAGCAGAGUGUGCUGGACGGCACCUCCAAAUGGUCUGCCAAGAUCACCAUCACAGUGGUUAGCGCCCAGGGUCUGCAGGCCAAGGACCGGACCGGCUCCAGCGACCCGUACGUCACCAUCCAGGUGGGGAAAACCAAGAAGAGAACAAAGACCAUCUACGGAAACCUGAACCCCAUCUGGGAGGAAAAGUUCAGCUUCGAGUGUCAUAAUUCAUCGGACCGGAUCAAACUCCGAGUGUGGGACGAGGACGACGACAUCAAGUCGCGAGUGAAGCAGCGACUGAAGAGAGAGUCGGACGACUUCCUGGGUCAGACCAUCAUCGAGGUCCGAACCCUGAGUGGAGAAAUGGACGUCUGGUACAACCUGGAGAAGAGAACUGACAAGUCGGCGGUGUCCGGCGCCAUCCGCCUUCAGAUCAGCGUGGAGAUCGAGGGAGAGGAGAAGGUGGCGCCGUACCAUGUGCAGUACACCUGCCUUCAUGAGAACAUGUUUCACUACUCGACGGACAUCGAGGGAGGCGGAAUGGUGAAGAUGCCGUCCGCUCAGGGCGACGACGCGUGGAAGGUCUACUUUGACGAAGUUCAGCAGGAAAUCGUGGACGAGUUCUCGAUGCGCUACGGCGUGGAGUCCAUCUACCAGGCCAUGACGCAUUUCUCCUGCCUGUCGUCUAAGUAUAUGCUGUCAGGAGUGCCGGCAGUGAUGAGCACCCUGCUGGCCAACAUCAAUGCCUUCUACGCCCACCCCACUGCCUCCACAAACGUCUCCGCUCCCGCCAGAUUCGCUGCCUCCAACUUUGGGAGGGAUCGUUUUGUGAAGCUUCUGGAUCAGCUGCACAACUCUUUGAGAAUCGACCUCUCCAUGUACAGAAAUAACUUCCCAGCCAGCAACAAGGCUCGACUCAGCGACCUGAAAUCGACAGUAGAUCUUCUCACCAGCAUCACCUUCUUCAGGAUGAAGGUGCUGGAGCUGCCGAGUCCGCCCAGAGCCGCCAACGUGGUGCGGGACUGCGUCAAGGCCUGCCUGAACUCCACCUACGAAUACAUCUUCAACAACUGUCUGGAGCUCUUCAGCCACCAGUUCCAGCCUGCCGGCCCACAGCCUGAGCAGGAAAAGAAGAAGAAGAAAAAGAAGGAGAAAGCUGAAGGAGAAGCAGAGGAUGGUGAAGAGGAAGAAGAAGAGGAGGAAGAAGAAGAGGAGGAGGAGGAAGAAAAGGAGAAAAAAGAGGAGAGUCAGCAUGAAGAGCAAGGCCCGAGCAUCCAGAACCUGGACUUCUGGCCGAAGCUCAUCACGCUGAUCGUGUCCAUCAUCGAGGAAGAUAAAAACUCAUACACGGCCGUCAUCAACCAAUUUCCUCAGGAACUCAACGUGGGUAAAGUCAGCGCUGAGGUCAUGUGGACUCUCUUUGCUCAGGACAUGAAAUAUGCUCUGGAAGAGCAUGAGAACCAUAAGCUGUGUAAGUCUUCAGACUACAUGAACCUGCACUUCAAAGUCAAGUGGCUGUACAACGAGUACGUGAAGGAGCUGCCCGCCUUCGCAGACGCUGUGCCUGAAUACUCCGCGUGGUUCCUCCAGUUUGUUCUGGCCUGGUUGGCCGAGAACGAGGAGGUGUCGAUGGAGUUCAUGUCCGGAGCUCUGGAGAGAGACAAGAGAGAAGGGUUCCAGCAGACGUCGGAGCACGUUCUGUUCUCCAGUUCAGUGGUGGACAUCUUCACUCAGCUCAACCAGAGCUUUGAGAUCAUCAAGAAACUGGACUGUCCCGAUCCCACAGUGGUGGCCCAGUAUAACAGACGCUUCGCCAAGACCAUCACCAAGGUUCUGCUGCAGUACUGUGCGGUUCUGGCCAAGAGCUUUCCAUCCUACUGUGAGAAGGAGAAGAUACCCUGUGUGUUGAUGAACAACGUCCAGCAGAUGAGGGUCCUGCUGGAGAAGAUGUUCGAGUCAAUGGGAGCAAAACAGUUGGAUACUGAAGCCGCCAACAUCCUCAACGAACUCCAAGUGAAGCUCAACACCGUCCUGGACAACUUUAGUGCCGUGUUUGCCAAAAGUUUCCAGAAUCGUAUAAACAGCUGCAUGCGACAGAUGGCGGAGAUCCUCUACCAGAUGAAAGGCCCACCCAACCACAACACUGCGGAGGCAGACGCCGACACAACGCUGAGGCCCCUAAUGGAGUUUCUGGAUGGGAACCUCAGCAUUUUUGCUGACAUCUGUGAGAAAACGGUGCUGAAGAGGAUCCUGAAGGAUCUGUGGAAGAUCGUCCUGAACAGCCUGGAGCGGAUCGUCGUCCUUCCUCAGAGCAACGACAGCCUGGGAGCUCAGCUCCUCACAGCAGCCAAAGGACUUUCUAAUCUCAAGGGAGGAGCUGAAGCUAAAACUCUGACUCCUAAGCAAUGUGUGAUUAUUGAUGCAGGACUGGAGACCAUCAAGCAAUACUUCCACGCUGGAGGAAACGGGCUCAAGAAGGCAUUCGUUGAGAAAAGUCCUGAGCUAGCUUCUCUGCGCUACGCUCUCUCUCUCUACUCCCAGAGCACCGACGCACUAAUCAAAACCUUCGUCACCACGCAGCAUUCCCAAGUGCAUGAUGGGAUUGGCAUCAGAAUCACUGGUAAUGAGAAGAUUAAACCCGACAGAGGCUCUGGGGUGGAGAAGCCAAUCGGAGAGGCUGUUCUGCAGAUCGACAUGCUGCUCGGAAAGGAACGCAAGAUCAACGUCAGGGUCAUUGCGGUGAACGACAUGAAGUGGCAGACCUCCGGGAUGUUUCGUCCGUUUGUCGAGGUCUCCAUGGUCGGCCCCUUUUUGGCCGACAAGAAGCGAAAGUUCACCACGAAAUCUAAGAACAACAGCUGGACCGCAAAGUUCAACGAGACUUUCCAGUUCGUUUUGGGUAAGGAGUCCCCGGACUGCUACGAGCUCCAGGCGACGGUGAAGGACUACUGCUUCGGCCGGGCGGACCGCGUGGUCGGCUUGGCCGUGCUGCAGCUGAGAGACGUGGCCGACAGGAAGAGCUGCGUGUGCUGGUGUCCCCUCGGGCCGCGCGUCCACACCGACGACACGGGCCUGACGGUGAUGCGUAUCCUGUCCCAGCGGCCGGCCGACGAGGUGGCCAAGGAGUUUGUGAAGCUGAAGUCCGAAACUCGGCCGGCGGAGGAGGGCAGAUGAGCCGAUUCUGACUCAGGACUGAGUGAUCGCUGCGUUUCCAUUGAAAAAUGCACAAAUUGAAAUUAUGAAAAAUAAUUUGCUUAAUGGAAACACGCCAAUUUAUUUAAAACACAUCGGCUACUAAUGUUCCUAAAUAUCUGAUGCAGAACUGAUGCGGUUUUAAAAGAAAUCAUUUCCCCUUAAACCAGGAAAGUUUCCAAUGGUUUGUUCUGUUUCCCUUGAAAAUAUUCACCAACUCUGUUUCCACUAACCAUAAAAUUGUGAAAAUUGAAAUUAUGAAAAUAGAUUAUCUUAAUGGAAACACGCCAACUUUGGAAAAAAAACAACACAUUUUUGAUGAAAAGGUUUUAGCACUAAGAUGGUGUUUUCAUCAAAAUUGGUUUAUUUUGCAUCACGAGUCACAUGAUCAACAACCGGAUGUUACUACUGGCAGAAACAACAAAUCUCAUGUUACUGUCUACAUCUGUGAUUUUUUAAUGAUUUAUUGUCUGAACGGGCUUAUUCACAAGUGAUUUUAAUUUCAUAUUUUGUUUGUGAAUUGACAGAGAUUUGCACACAUUUGUAUUACAAAUGCAGCUACUGAUUGUAUAUGGCAAUUCAACCUGCUACUUAUAAAACACAAUUUAUAGGGCGCAUUUUCAAAGAUCUUAAAAUCCUACAACAAAUGAUUGAUUUUUGGAAUAACAAAUGUAUUUGUUUUGGUUGCAUUUACCCAGAAUGCAUUGCACUGCAGUCCACUUCCUGCUUUUGGAGCAGUCUCUGGUCCGCUUCGCAUCCACAUAUGCAUUCGAACCGCACCACAGUUCACUUCAAUCGAACUGAGACCGAAGUUUUUCGGCGGACCAGAGUUCGCUUUUUUUGGUUGGUUAGCAUUCACACCUCCCAACUGAACCGGACUUUCUAGACAAAUGGACUGGAGUGGGAUUCAAUCGAAGUGAACAGGGCUAGUGUGAAUGCACCUUUUGACUACUUUGAGGCUUUAAGAGUCCUCAUAAAUAUCUCUUGUGCCAUCAGUACCACCAUUUAUUCUGACACUGGACUCAAUAUGAGGGGAUAAUGAAAGAAAAAUCUCCAGAGAUUAGUCUGAAAAUUCAGUAGCAAAUGGUUUCUUCUUCCCCCUGUUGGGUUCAAGCCUGAUUUUACACUCGUAGCACCAGAUGUGUCUUAAAGGAAGUAGAUGUUUUAAUUCUGUUCCCAACAGGAAGUGUGUCAUCUCCAAUCGUUGUUGCUUUUAAUCAUUGAAUGGCUGGUGCGAAAAUCAUACAGGACUAUGAUGAUGUAGCAAGUUCUCAUUUAUGACAAAGCCUUAAACAGAUGGUUAGCUCAGUUUACUUUGAAAGAUUACAGUAAACUGCUGUUUGUUUGAUUCACCAUUGAAAGACUUUUAGCUUUUUUUUAACUGCAUUUACAGUUUCCACAAACUGAGGAACGAUUCAGAUGGUGUAACCUUAAAAUGUAUUCAUGCGGUGGUGGGCACACUUUGGCUAACCUGCUAAUAGAAGUGCUAACUUUUCAUUUAGCGUUUUAGUAUAUUUGCUAAUUUCCUUGGCUGUUUUGUAAACUUUUAGUUGUUCAACAUCUGGGUCAAUGUUUUGGUUGUCAACUUAAGAAUUGAUCAGGUAGUUAGAUGUUUUCAUUCAUGCUUUUAUUUUGAAGCGAGUCAAGACUGUUUCGGCAGCAGUUCCAUUUCCUGUCCUAGUUGUGUAAUAAAUUUGACUGUUCAGGGUUACAUAACAUGUUACAGAGUGAGCGUAAACAUGGUUGAAUUUAGCGUUUAGCAUUAGCUUCUGCUAAACGUCAUGUUAUCAUAGGAUUUUAGCUUUGGGGUUAGCACAGCUAGCUUUUUAGGUAGCGAUGCCCACCACUGCGGUCUCUCUAAACAAACCUGCAGCAUUGAUCAAACCGAAUGACGUACAUCGUUUAGUUCUGCGAUCCUGUGCGCUGACUACGUGCCAAGGAUGGCGAGUCGCAUUUUUUCUGUUUCAGUUUCUUUCUGAGACAAAUGUGGCCUUUCUACAGUCUCAUAUUUUGCCGAAAUCCGCCUGGCCCUUAUUAAACCGAACAGUCUGCAGUGAGUUGAAGACCUACCGGCCACAUCUGGAGUGACAGCUGAACACUUGCACUCUGCUUAGAGCAAAAUUGUAAAAAUAUAAAAGCAUGUAUUUAUUGUACACAAGAUCCACUAGAUUUGUGAUUUUUUUUUCCUGUAUGUACUGUGAAACCGAGUAAAUUUAUGUAAUUAUAAAUCUCCCAAUGUGACAUAUGUUGAAUAUACUUGUAACAACAUUUUGUACAUAAAAUAUUUAUGAAUCAAAAAGA